GUAAGCUAGACCACCUAUCAGAGGCUCAACAUCACUGCCCAAGCAUUCCAUGUUAGAUUUACCUUUUUUGCGCGUCGUAAAUUUCAAUUAAAUUUGCACUUGUAAAUAUUUCAGCCUUGCGACAUAAUAAAGAUGGGCAAAGAAGACCAAAUAGAAGAACGCGAAGUUCUUGAAUCCAUAUUCCCCGAAGAAAUCACAGAUAUAUCAGAUACCGAGUAUCGCAUCGCGAUCAAGCUCAACCCCCCAAGCGACGACAAUGACGAAGAGGAAGUGGAACCGCCAACGCUGAACCUACACGUGCGGUAUCCCGAAGCAUACCCCGACGAGGCCCCGAUAUUAGACUUAUCCCCCGUUCCGAAUGCGCCCGUACAUCCACGGUUCUCCGUGGCAGUGGAUAAGGGGCUGCUUCUAAAAGGUUUAGAUGACACGAUCCAAGAGAGUCUCGGCAUGGCCAUGGUCUUCACGCUUGUGACGACGCUGACGGAGCUCGCCGAGCAGCUAAUAACGGACCGCAAGGAGGCCGCGGAUCGUGUGCGGGAAGAGGCUCUACUAGCAGCCGAGCGCGAAGAGAAUAAGAAAUUCCAAGGCACACCCGUCACACCCGAGACAUUCCUCAAGUGGCGCGAGGAGUUCAGGCGUGAAAUGGAAGAGCAGCGGCAGCGGGAGGAGGAGGAACGGCUCGCCGAGCUCAAAAAGGCCAAGGUUAAGGAGGCCCCACGGCUCACGGGCAAGCAGCUCUGGGAGCGCGGUCUCGUCGGCAAGGGCGAAGAAGAAGACGACGAGCCGCCUACAGAGCAGGUGGAAAAGCUCAAGGUCGCAGCAUAAAGCUGGCUAUAUGGGAAAUGGAGGGUUGGUUCCAAAACUUGAACAUAAACUUAUUAUUGUUGACAGAGACUCAGAACGAUCUCAAUUGGCAUUUACACGGAGUUGUGGCGCAUUUUGGGAGAAACUAAAAAGGAUUCAUCAUAUCUUGAGCGCUCGGCUACAUCUAGUCUACUUUUCCUAGCAUUGGGAAUAAACCCCC
Molecule: messenger RNA, 1024 nt
Organism: Xylaria bambusicola
Lineage: Eukaryota; Fungi; Ascomycota; Sordariomycetes; Xylariales; Xylariaceae
Product: RWD domain-containing protein
Exons: 2
Coding region: 133-825 (230 amino acids)
Biological process (GO): cytoplasmic translation
Molecular function (GO): protein binding
Source: RefSeq, a predicted model, not a curated record